AUAAAAGACCCAAGUCUAGAACUCCAAUAAACAAUCCGCAUUCCAACUGCCGACAGAAAUCUUUAAACUUACUACCUAUCCAACAGUAAUACUUGAAACUCAACUCCAAUAUCAACAUGAAUCGCAACUUGUCUUUGUUUCUUUUGGUCGUCGCAUUGGUUUUGUUAGUCGGAACAACAAUGAUCGACGCCGAGUGCAAAUGGCUGGACUGCCACGCACAUUCGGCUGGUGACUGGUGUAACAUACUCGGACCCGGUUGGAAGAUCAAGACUUGGCGUCGGUGUAAUGGAUUGUUGGGAAAAUCCGAACAGUGCUGCAAAUGAUGCAAUUAUUAUAACUGCUGAACUUAAUAUUUUUUUUUACUACAUUUUAACUUUCUGUUGACCCAUUUAUAUAUUCGACACCAGUAAACGUUGUUUACGUGAAAUGCGCUUACUUGUACUUAUAUUAUUACUAUUACUCAUUAACCAUUGAAUUAUUAUCGUGUUGAAAACUUUUUUUUGUUUACAAAAAAGCUAAGUCAUCAAAAAUGUUACAUGAAUUACUCAUUUAGUACUACUUGCUUUAAAAAAAUGUGCACUAUCCUAUGAACAACCUUGUUCAUAUUAAAUUAAGAAAAAAAAAUUUGACGCCCUAGAGGAAAAUUGCGGCCGAGGCCUUUUAUAUGCAGGCCAACACUGGUUGUGUCGUGAAAUGCGCUUACUUGUAUUUAUAUUAUUACUAUUACUCAUUAAUCAUUGAAUUAUAAUCGUGUUGAAAACAUUUUUUUUUUUUUGUUUACAAUAAUAAAAACUAAUAAAAACUACUUCACAUAAGUACAAA
Messenger RNA from Rhopalosiphum maidis (corn leaf aphid), 822 nucleotides. RefSeq lists its product as uncharacterized. The transcript is spliced from 2 exons. The coding region runs from base 117 to 323 and encodes 68 amino acids. The record is from RefSeq and is a predicted model, not a curated record. Lineage: Eukaryota; Metazoa; Arthropoda; Insecta; Hemiptera; Aphididae.